Pararge aegeria (speckled wood butterfly) is the source of this 2096-nucleotide messenger RNA. Its product is annotated as CKLF-like MARVEL transmembrane domain-containing protein 4. Gene Ontology annotation, cellular component: membrane. Bases 185 to 730 code for a protein of 181 amino acids. The record is from RefSeq and is a predicted model, not a curated record. NCBI's taxonomy places the organism in Eukaryota, Metazoa, Arthropoda, Insecta, Lepidoptera, Nymphalidae. The transcript has 4 exons.
UCAAGGAAGGAAAUGUCAUUCAAAUUGGAAAUUUAUACGAAUUACAAAAUUGUCCUGUUGUGUUUAUGUUUAUAAGUAUUUAUUUGAAAUUUUAAUUACUUAGUUUAAAGUAAAAGUGUGAAACACUAGCAGAAUUUAUAGAAAAGCGAGUUAAGCUAACAUUAAGCUAACACAAGCUACAGAAAUGGAAGAGGCAGGGUUCCCGGGGCAACACACCACCACCACGGUGACGUCCAGCACCACUGUGCAGACCAACAUACGCUUCGACCCCUCUUAUAUUAAGACUGUCCCGGGUAUACUGAAGGUUAUACAAGUGGCGUGUAGCUUGCUGGGCUUCGUGUGCAUCCUGGUGUCGAAGUUCGGCGUGCUGAGCCAGGGCACGUACUUCAACUGGAUCGCCAUGAUCGCCUUCUGGUUCACGGGCAUCCUGCUGGGGCUGUACCUAUUCCACCUGGUGGAGAAGUUCUACAAGAUCCCGUGGCUGAAGAUCGAGUUUGUGUUCACGGCGCUCUGGACGCUGCUGUAUCUGAUCGCCGCCAUCUUGGUUGGCACCGCGUACUACGACAACGCGCACACGGCUGCCACGUUCUUCGGCUCGGUGGCGACGGUGGCGUACGCGCUGGACGCGUUCCUCAAGUACACGGCGGUGCGCGCGGGCGGCCUGGCGCAGGGCUCCCGCGUGGUGUCCAAGCAGACCGCGUCCGUGAGCCCGCCGCGCGAGGGCUACUAGCCGGGACUCCGCCGCCGACGGCUACGCGGACUGCUUCAUUCGCUGCGACAAUUAACCGCCCGUUUUAUAGUAUAGAGUUUAUGGCGAGCGAGCAAAUCUUAUACUAAGGCAGUACUACAGCACUCAAGCACGACUGCAACGCACGGAAAUUUUCGACUGGUUUCGAUUUGUUAUUAACUUAACUACUUACACUGUUUCAUUAUUGUUUUUGUUGAUAUAUAAUUAUUGUUAAAAUUUUUACAUAAAAAUCAUGACACAACUAAUGUUGAAUUUCGUUGCUAUACCGCGUAAGUAAAUUAACGCAGUUUUCAGGGCGUAAAUAAACUGUAUUUCUAUCAUCCGCGUAAGUAAAUUAACGCAGUUUUCAGGGCGUAAAUAAACUGUAUUUCUAUCAUCCGCGUAAGUAAAUUAACGCAGUUUUCAGGGCGUAAAUAAACUGUAUUUCUAUCAUUAUUUUAUAAAGGUUUAUCAUGCAAUUUUUGUAUUAAAAUAUAACAGAGUGUUUUUGCAUCUCCUUAAAACUAUGCUUAUUUGACUUGCGUGGUACUUUAAGGCGACGAUCGAUCGAUUUUAUUUUCAUUUUUAUACAAAGUAACUUCGGUAAGUGUACUUUUUAAAUAUUUUUAUAUAGAUAAUGUUUAAUCUUAAGUUGUAUACAAAGCCUCAACUAAACUAAAAUAUUGCAACUGUUCCCUGUUUAAUUAUUUGAUUUGAUUCAAUUAUUCCAUGACAAAUAGGUACGUAAAACCUAGCACGCAUGUUGCGAUUAUAUGUAAGUAAGUUUUAGUUUAGUUAAGGAUUUGUACCAAUCACAAAUCAGCACCUAUUAUACAUUUAUGUAUACCGAAAUAGCUAUAAUGAUAACUAUUUUAUAAAAAGAAACAAUAAACGGCGACAUUUUUAUCAUCUUACAAUCGGCAACUACUUUUAUGAAUGUUGAACAAGAGUGAACCAACCACCGAAACUGUAAUACCGCGUAGAACUGCCGCUGCACCGCGCCUUUUGCAGUAUCUAUAGGAUGUUUCUCAUUGCACCCAAGUAAUUAUUCAUUACUUAUUGAAAUAUUUGUAACCCAUCAACAUUUCACAAUUAUCUGGGCCGUUGAAAGACGAAUAAAAAGUCGUCUGUAUGUAUAAGGGCCACCGCUCAUUGCGUUUUUUUUGGUCGCCAAGUGGAGUGCUAUGAACAGAUACGGAAGUGUGCUCGCUGUAGAUACAUCGCAAAACGGCGACAAAUAGUUCCAGCAACCGAUGACUCUGGGGUACGUGCGCCCACAAAUCAUGGCAAGUUGUUUGAAAUUCAUGUAAGGAAUCGGGGCGUUUUGUCGCUCAGUUACAUUUAACAGUCGGUAACACAGAGGGCGACA